Didymella exigua CBS 183.55 is the source of this 2928-nucleotide messenger RNA. RefSeq names its product HD-domain/PDEase-like protein. Bases 134 to 2551 code for a protein of 805 amino acids. Gene Ontology annotation, molecular function: 3',5'-cyclic-nucleotide phosphodiesterase activity. The transcript has 4 exons. The record is from RefSeq and is a predicted model, not a curated record. Gene Ontology annotation, biological process: signal transduction. Lineage: Eukaryota; Fungi; Ascomycota; Dothideomycetes; Pleosporales; Didymellaceae.
UGCACUGCCAUCAGCCCCUGCUACCUCCUCUCUCGAACUGCCCACGCCCCAUCACCCUACUUCGACUCUGCGCGGCAGCCUCCCGGAAGCCGGAGACCAGUGCACGCUGGUCGCCGCGGCAUAGGCGGACACCAUGGAACGUGGCGCGUGCAACGUCAUCUACGUUGACCGACGCGCCAAUGACGAAUACGUAAAACGAGAGACGCUGUCCGACUCCCUCAUUGCGAGAACGAGCACGGGCAAUGUUGGACAGAGCUACUUUGCGCUGGGCAAGACGCCGCCAGCUGAGGUGCACACGAACGUCGAAGCCAUCCUGUCCGUUUUCAACGAAGUCCACAUCUGCGGCUCUGGCCGCUCGUGCUUGUCCAAAAUCACCCAGCUUGUCGAUGGCACCAAGUCCAACAUACCAACUUUCGUCAUCCUCGAUGUACCCUACGAUCAAGAGCUGCGCUUGAAACGCUUGUCGCGCGAGCCUCGUACACCUUCGCCCACCUCUUCACGCAUCAUACGGGUCGACAAGGGCGAGCCAGAUGACACAUACGGCACACACUUGCUUACCCACGUAUCCUCGGAGAUCUCGUCUAGGAACUUUUCCAAACUGGUGGUCCCUAUCGUCAUGCUGACUGGUCUGGCAAUCGAGACUCCGUCCGCCGCUGCUCCGUCGAGUCUCAACAAAACACUGGUUCUGACGGACACUGUCAAACUGUCCAAAUAUCUGGAUUCCGGUGCCGUCGACGUCUUGUCGAGCCCGUUAUCCAAGGACCGCAUGCACGGCCUAGCGGUACACGCCUAUCGAUUACAGAAAGAGGCUCAACGCGGAGAAGCGAGCUUUCUCACAACUAAGAGGAACAGGAAGCUGUCGUGGGUCGGCGUCGACGAUGGGAAACCAUACGCAUACUUGCGUGAGGCUAUGGUCUCCAAUCUGAUGACUGGCAUCUGCAACCCAGAGACCGUUGGAGAUUCGGUAGAUGCUUCCGAUUUUGAACUCGACCAGCAUAGAAGAAAAGUCGUUGAGGAUAGGGUUGCAACAUGGGCCUUUUCCGCGCACGAUUUCACCGACGACGAACUACUUUACGCCGCCUUGGCCAUGCUUCAGCAUGCGCUCUCGUCACCUGAACUCUCCCAGUGGCAAUUGACUGAAGGUAAUUUGGAGCGUCUGUCUGCAAUGACCUUGCUGACUUAUCUUGCAGACGAAUUGAUCGUCUUCCUUAUGGCCAGUCGGGCUGCCUACAACGAAUUCGUCAAGUACCACAACUUCCGUCACGUCGUCGAUGUUUUGCAAGCACUGUUCCACUUUCUGGUGCGGAUUGGCACCUUGCCCAGUUACCCACCAACCAACAAGGACCCGUCCACGGAGAAGUCACCGAUUGCCGCCCUACUCAAGCCGUUCGAUGCGCUCACGCUGCUGAUCUCCGCAAUUGGACACGAUGUUGGUCAUCCUGGCGUCAACAAUGCAUUCCUGGUUGCACUCAAUGCGCCUUUGGCACAGCUUUACAACGACCGGUCUGUACUCGAAUCGUUUCACUGCGCUGCAUAUUCGCAGAUUCUCAGGCGUUAUUGGCCGAAGGUCUUCUCCGACAUUGCUAUGCGCAAGCUCAUGAUCAAUAACAUCCUUGCCACAGACAUGGGGUUGCACUUCAAGUACAUGAGCGAUUUGGGAGGGCUUCAAGAGAAGGUUGCGCACGACAAAGGAGUCACCGAUAGUUGGAGUGUCAAGGUCCGCGAAGAGCACAAGGAUCUAACUUGUGGUCUUUUGAUCAAGUGCGCUGAUAUUUGCAAUGUCGCACGGAAAUUCGAGACUGCUGCUAAAUGGGCAAACAUCCUCACGGACGAGUUUAGUAACCAAGGCAUGAUGGAAGAAGAGUUGCAGAUGCCAUCUUGUCUUUUUGGAGGACCGCCUGUCCACGACGAUAUCAUUAAGCUCGGCGAGUCGCAGAUCGGUUUCAUGAACAUUUUCGCGAGACCUCUUUUCGAGGCUGUGACUGACAUCCUUCCGGCCAUGCGUUUCGCUGUAGACGAGAUCCUGACCAACAAAGCGAUCUGGGAGGCCAAGAUCGACCAAGAGAAGCAAAGAAGGAAGACGAAGACACCCAUGAACCUCAACUUGUUACAAGCAUCAUUUGCGGCUGACCCUACGCCGAGUCCGUUUUCUGGUGGUCCCAACAAGCCGAACCCCGCUCUUUUUACACCGCCAGCAGCUGAAGAAGACGCUGGUCGCCGUGGCUCGAAUGGGUCGGUUCAUGGUGGGAUUCAAGGGUCACGCAGAUCAUCUGCUGCGGUAGCACUCGCCUCACGAGAGAAUCAAAGCUUGUCUCGGCGGGGCAGUGGCGAUGCGAACCUCACGGCAAUACUCGUCACACACACGCCAAAUGUGGGCGAUGGCACACCGAGGGGCUCGGAUGCUGGUGUUGAAGAUCGCUCAAAAGCUGACCGUAAGGACACGCUGACACGAUCUCCCUCCAAGAAGAAGGACAGAGAUAACGCCAGACCAGUGACGGCUCCUGCUCCCGCCAGACGCAGCCAAGGUAAGCAUCAAAGUACAUUUGACUAGCCGAGAAACGUCCUUGGUACUGACUACUACUCAGUCGUCGAGCUCUUUCCCGUCCAGCAGUCGUCGUCACAGAGCCAUUCGGAGAUAGAUCUCUCACAAGGCGCUAACGGCAAUCUUGAAGGCUCGAAAUUGCAGCAGUGGGAAAGCAACAAGAUGAGUGGUGAGAGCGGUGCAACACGGUCCGAUAUAUCACGCGACCCGAGUUGGUGGCGGCAGAUGAGUUCGAAACGGCGCACGACGCGCGACGCUAGGAACGGUGACCACGACGUUCUAUGCGCGCCCAAGGAGUCGAUGUUGAACGGUCCCACGUCACACCCAGAUCCAAAUGCGCAUUCGGGAACAGGUAUGAGCCCUGGCAGGAAGAAUACGACUGGGCG